ACCCCCCAUCAGUAAGCUAGACGUCCCGGAGUAGGGCAAGCGGCGGCGCCUUGGACCGAUAUUUGUCGUCUGUGUUAACUUUCGUGUCUUCGUAAUUAACCGUGCUUGAUCUGUGUUAGGAAGAUUUUAACGAUUUACACAUUAUAACAAUGGAAACGCCCAACUCACAGACCACGACACAAAAUGUGGUAACGGUGCCGAUUCCGAUCCUACCGGCCGAGGGUACCUAUGCGUACGUUUUUGUCAAGGGUUCCCUGUACGCACGGGAUAGUGCCAUAUUCGGUUGCUCGGCUGACGAGGUUCAAGCGCUCUCGAAGCGCUUCCAGAUCAGCUCGGUUCCGAUCGAUAAUGGGGUGCUGAUCAAGGUCGCUCCCUCGCUGAUCAUCAACUCACUGGCUCAGCUGGGCUACAAAGUGGUUUCCAGCACUGGUGAGGCGGAGAUCGUGUGGACUCUGCAACGUGAAUUGUAA
Molecule: messenger RNA, 470 nt
Organism: Uranotaenia lowii
Lineage: Eukaryota; Metazoa; Arthropoda; Insecta; Diptera; Culicidae
Exons: 1
Coding region: 150-470 (106 amino acids)
Biological process (GO): negative regulation of biosynthetic process
Source: RefSeq, a predicted model, not a curated record